UCCUCUCUCCCCAAGAUGUUAAAGGUAUCAGCCCUAUUGUGUGUGUGUGCAGUCGUCUGGUGCAGUCAGGCUCUGGAAGCGGCAGCAGCGGCGGCGGCAGCAGCCGGGGGCAGGUCGGACAGCGGUAAUUUUCUGGAUGACAAACAAUGGCUCACCACGAUCUCCCAGUAUGACAAGGAAGUCGGACAGUGGAACAAAUUCCGAGACGAAGUAGAGGAUGAUUACUUCCGUACUUGGAGUCCCGGUAAACCCUUUGAUCAAGCUUUAGACCCGGCUAAUGAUCCAUGCUUAAAGAUGAAAUGUAGCCACCAUAAAGUUUGUGUUUCCCGAGAUCCUCAGACAGCAAUUUGUAUUAGUCACCGGAGGCUCACACACAGUAUGAAAGAAGCUGGAUUAAGUCAUAAACAGUGGAGGGGCCCUGUUUCAUCCAGCUGCAAGCAAUGUCCAGUGGUUUACACCAAUCCUGUUUGUGGAUCAGAUGGUCACACUUACUCUUCACAGUGCAAGCUAGAAUAUCAAGCGUGUGUCUUAGGAAAACAGAUCUCAGUCAAGUGUGAAAGACGGUGCCCUUGCCCUUCAGAUAAAUCUACAACUGCAGUCAGAAAUGAUAAGAGAGCAUGUGGUGAUCUGGAGUUCAGAGAGGUGGCAAACAGACUGCGUGACUGGUUCAAGGCACUUCAUGAAAAUGGAAGUCACAACAAGAAAACUAAAGCAUUACAGAGGCCAGAAAGAAGUAGGUUUGAUACGAGCAUUUUGCCAAUUUGCAAGGACUCUCUUGGGUGGAUGUUUAACCGACUGGAUACAAACUAUGAUCUUCUCUUGGAUCAGUCAGAGCUUGGCAGCAUUUACCUAGAUAAGAAUGAACAAUGCACCAAGGCUUUCUUCAAUUCUUGUGAUACAUACAAAGACAGUCUGAUAUCCAACAAUGAAUGGUGCUAUUGCUUCCAGAGACAGCAAGACCCACCUUGCCAGACAGAGCUCAGCAACAUUCAGAAGCAGCCAGUGGUAAAGAAGCUCCUAGGGCAAUAUAUCCCAUUAUGUGACCAAGAUGGUUACUAUAAACCAACUCAGUGCCAUGGUGGAACUGGACAGUGCUGGUGUGUUGAUAGAUACGGCAAUGAGGUAACGGGAUCUAGAACAAAUGGUGCAGCCGCCAACUGUGCAAUUGACUUAGAAACAUCAGGAGAUUUUGCCAGUGGAGAUUUCCAUGAAUGGACAGAUGAUGAGGAUGAUGAAGAUGAUAUGAUGAAUGAGGAAGAUGAAAUUGAAGAUGAUGAUGAUGAGGAUGAAGGGGAUGAUGAUGAUGAUGAUGACCAUGAUGGAUAUAUUUGA
Messenger RNA from Gracilinanus agilis (Agile Gracile Mouse Opossum), 1332 nucleotides. RefSeq names its product SPARC (osteonectin), cwcv and kazal like domains proteoglycan 3 (gene SPOCK3). The transcript is spliced from 11 exons. Bases 16 to 1332 code for a protein of 438 amino acids. Gene Ontology annotation, molecular function: calcium ion binding; protein binding. Lineage: Eukaryota; Metazoa; Chordata; Mammalia; Didelphimorphia; Didelphidae. The record is from RefSeq and is a predicted model, not a curated record.